AUGUAUCCAAAAAAUUGUACGUCAGUCAGUGAGAUUGUUCUCUUGGGAUUUCAGAAUCUCCACAACUUCAAGAUUCCCCUGUUCUCUCUGUUCCUUCUGAUUUACAUUAUGACAGUUUGGGAGAACAUCCUCAUCAUAGUGUUGGUGUCCUCCAGCCAGAACCUCCAGUCCCCCAUGUACUUCUUUCUCCAGCAGUUGUCCCUGUCUGAUCUAGUGGGAUCUACAAAUAUCAUACCCACCCUGCUCCAAACUGUAAAAAAUGAAGGAACAACAAUUUCUUUUCUUGACUGUAUAACACAAUUGUAUUUUUUUGGUGGUUCAGAAUCUUUUGAGUGUUUGCUUCUAGCAGUAAUGUCCUAUGACAGAUAUGUGGCCAUCUGUAUCCCACUGCGUUACUCUUCUAUAAUGUCCCACAGGGUUUGUGUUAAAUUCAUUCUUAUAUCAUGGCUCCUUGGCUUUGGCAUUAUGUUGAUUAUUGUGCAUAUGGUAACUACACUAAAGUUGUGCAAAAAUAAUGCAAUUAAUCAUUUCUUUUGUGAUUUAAUCCCUCUUGUAGAACUUUCCUGCUCAGACACUUUAUUUGUGCAAAUAGAUAUAAUACUCAACACUGUCCCUUUAGUAUUUUGUCCCUUUAUACUAAUCUUUGUAUCAUAUAUGUGUAUUGCCCAUGCAAUCCUAAAGAUAGUGUCCAAUACCGGGAGACAAAAAGCCUUCUCCACCUGCAGCUCCCACUUGGCUGUAGUUGUCUUAUUUUUUGGAACUACAGUUGCAAUUUAUGUGGUCCCCCCCAGAAACCAGUCAUUGGCAAUCAGCAAAAUUCUCUCUCUGAUGUACACUGUGGUGAUUCCUUUGGUUAACCCAGUUAUUUACAGCUUGAGAAAUAAAAUUAUGAAAGAUGCCUUGAAAAAACUUUUAGAAAAUAAACUACAUAUAUGUAUUUAA
Molecule: messenger RNA, 942 nt
Organism: Xenopus laevis (African clawed frog)
Lineage: Eukaryota; Metazoa; Chordata; Amphibia; Anura; Pipidae
Product: olfactory receptor 11L1
Exons: 1
Coding region: 1-942 (313 amino acids)
Source: RefSeq, a predicted model, not a curated record